Aphanomyces invadans is the source of this 828-nucleotide messenger RNA. RefSeq lists its product as hypothetical. The transcript has a single exon. The coding region runs from base 1 to 828 and encodes 275 amino acids. NCBI's taxonomy places the organism in Eukaryota, Oomycota, Saprolegniomycetes, Saprolegniales, Verrucalvaceae. The record is from RefSeq and is a predicted model, not a curated record.
AUGAAGUUUAUUUUUGCGCUGACUGUCGUCGCCGGGGCCGCCUCGGCCACGCUCAACGAUACGUCUGUGUCUCGCCAACUCCAAGAGGCACCCCCAUCGAUCUGCUUGCUCACCUCGUAUCUCCGCGGCGUUGGCACAGUGCCCAAGUCAUGCGCGCGAGGCCAAGAACGCAUUGGAGCCUUCUGCUACGAGUAUUGCCCGAGUGGCAUGUCUCGUAAAGCCUUCGACUGCCAUUCGAACUGUCCCAAAGCCAACAAGGGCUAUGUUUUUGAGGACAUAGGCGUCUUUUGCCGCUUGAAGGAAUACGACCGAGGAGCUGGCUACCCUUGGAAGUUUGGCGACGCUUUUGAUGACAGCGGCAUGUUCAAACGUUGCGAAGCAGCCAACGGCGGCAGUGACAAGUGCGAGAAGAAUGGACUUGUUGUGUACCCGAAAUGCAAGGAGGGGUACACCGCGUUUGGCUGCUGCAUUUGCCGCCCCAAUCCACCAGACUGCGAGAAGCUUGGACUGGGUGGAAACGUCGACCUGUCCUGUGCUAAAAAAGUCAUCAUCGGGAAGCCCGACUUGGGCACGUGUGAGCCGGACGAAGACCUUUACCUUGGGCUGUGCUACAAAAAGUGCAAGGCAGGCUUCUCUGCUCAGGGGCUGGCCUGCGAGGCCAAUAUCCCGUCUGGUUGGGUCAAAUGUGACAAGGGCGCUGCCAAGACCUCGGCCAUGUGCGCCGAUAUAGAAGACAACCUCAUUGACUUCACGGCGAAGGGCCCGACGUGCGACCGAGUUGUUACCGACGAAGUCGUCCCAGUUGACCCCCGUAGCCUCGACACUUAG